GUUGAUGGAGUGAGUAUGAAUCUUACUUUUCUUUGAUAUAGAAAGUACAAACAAUCAGUGUUAGGAUUCGAGAUGUUUCUUCUGGAAGCGUAUGAAAGCUCUCUAGACGUGCGGAGGACAUCUUUACAGCCAUUUUUUAGUAUAUAAUAAGGAAACUAUACUUAGAAGAAAGGAAUAAAUGGACUUGGUAGUUUAGAGCUUGUAGUUUUCACUCUCUUAGUCAGAGGCGUAUGGAGUGCUUAUGCAAUGGGUUCAACUGAAUCAUUACUUUUAUCACAUACAUGUGAAAAAUGACUGUAGCUUCAACAAAUAUUAGUUUUGACCCAUUAUUUCAAAAGUAAAAUGGCAACUAGGGAUUUUGGUCUAGUGAUAAGGUGCAAAACAUGACAUGGGGUUAGUUGCAAAUCACGGGUUCAGGCCUUGCUGCAAACAGAGCCUGGUAGAUCAAUGGAGAAGGGUAAGGGGCAAACCUGUUCUCUACUGAGCUUCGAGACCAUGUGACUGUUCCUCAAGGAUUUCUCGAUUAUGAAAAUUUAAAAUUACAAUGAGUUCAAUGUUCAGAAUAUGAAGAUUGAACACAUCAAAUUUAAAUCAUGGAUUUACCUUUGCUCUUCUUUUCACCUAAAGCAUGCAGUAGUUUGAAAAACAUAGACGAGACAAAAUGUUUUCCUGAAUCUCGACCACAAUUUCUGUUUGCAAGUCAGUGGUGAUAGAACAACUCUCCUUGGUACCUAACAUAUUUGACCCUUUGGCAUUUGAUCUGUGCAGGAAAGUUUGUGAAAUUUCCCUCUCCUGACUCAAAGUGGCAUGUGAAGAAGCCAGAAAUAAUCUGACUCUACCUCCAUAAAUGGACAAAAAACAUCAUAUCGCUAUAUAUACUACUGCAAGCAUUCCUUGGCUGACUGGAACUUCCAUUAAUCCUCUCUUUCGUGCUGCCUAUCUUGCAAAAGAUGGUGAACAAAAGGUCACCUUGGUGAUUCCUUGGCUUCCAUUGAAAGAUCAAGAACAUGUUUUUCCCAGUGGUGUCAAAUUUAAUUCACAUUUGGAGCAGGAAAAGUGUGUCCGCCAGUGGUUGGAAGAGAGAACUGGAUUUGCAUCAAAUUUUAGCAUACGUUUUUACCCUGGAAAGUUCUCUCUGGAUAAAAGGAGCAUUCUUGCGUUAGGGGAUAUCACAGUAAUCAUCCCAGAUGAUGAAGCAGAUGUUGCAGUCCUUGAGGAGCCUGAGCAUCUUACAUGGUUUCAUCACGGAAAGAGAUGGAAAAAGAAAUUCCGUCUCGUUGUAGGAAUUGUUCACACCAAUUAUUUGGAAUAUGUUAAGAGAGAAAGGAAUGCUGUGGAGGCGUUUUUCUUAAAACAGAUAAAUAGUUGGGUUGUCGAUCUUUAUUGCCACAAGGUCAUCAGGUUAUCUGCUGCCACCCAGGAUCUCCCAAGAUCCCUGGUCUGUAAUGUGCACGGAGUCAAUCCAAAGUUUCUUCAGAUUGGGAUGAAAACAAUAGAGAAACAGCAAAAUGAUAACCAAACUUUCAGCAAAGGUGUCUACUACAUUGGUAAGAUGUUGUGGAGUAAAGGCUACAAGGAGCUACUUAGACUCUUACGUGAUCAUCAAAAGGAACUUGCUGGAUUGGAGAUAGAUUUAUACGGUAGUGGUGAGGAUUCUGCUCAAAUUGAGGUGGCUUUUAAGAAGUUGGAAUUGACGGUUAGGGUUCAUCCUGCGCGUGAUCAUGCUGAUCCUUUAUUUCACAACUAUAAAGUGCUUCUGAAUCCAAGCACCACGGAUGUAGUUUGUACAACCACAGCUGAAGCACUAGCUAUGGGCAAAAUAGUUGUAUGCGCCAACCAUCCAUCAAAUGAGUUUUUCAUGCAGUUCCAAAAUUGCAGAACAUAUGAUGAUGGUAAAGGUUUUGUUAAAGCUACGCUCGAGGCAUUGUCUGACGAGCCUGCUCCACUGGCCGAUAAACAGAGGCAUGAACUUUCUUGGGAAGCAGCAACUGAGCGAUUUCUGAAAUCAGCACAGCUGGACGUCGUGCCAGUAAAGAAAACAUCAAAGACUAGUUCAAAAUCAUUUCUCUCCACAUCUUUUAGUUUGAAUAGAAAACUUGAGGAUGCAUCAGCAUCGGUACAUUUCAUGGGGACUGGAUUUCUGGGUUCACAACCGGAUGAAGAGCAAUGUAAAGAGCUGGGAUUAGCCAUUCCUUCAAAGAAAAAAGGAUUUUCUUCUGGAAGAUGGAUAUGAUGCUUGAUCAUCUUGAAAGCAUGGUGCAAAUUAUUGUUAAUAUCUCUCAUUUUUCAGAAAUCACCUCUCUACCUUCACAAGACAGGGGUACCCUUGCAUACAUGUCACCCUCUCCGAACCUCACUUAUGGGAAUACUGUGUAUUAUUGAGAGGUCAUAAUAGUCGUCUGUUAGAGUGAAGGGCAUGUACUACUUAGAAUCAAACAAUCAUUCAAUUUGUUGUUCUGUUACAAGCUGUUGCACAAACUCAUUGGCUACCCUGAUUGGUUUUGUUUUUGGGUGAAGGACAAAUCAACUCUUUGUAUACAUUUGUCAAGAAAGGAAAGAGGGUGUUUUUUUUUUUUUUGUCUAGUUUUUUAAAACCAAAAUGUAAGGGAAGUGGAUGUUACCUUUUGUUUUAUUUUAAUUUUUUUGGGAUGCUA
This is a messenger RNA of Solanum pennellii, 2654 nucleotides long. Its product is annotated as digalactosyldiacylglycerol synthase 2, chloroplastic-like. Gene Ontology annotation, molecular function: digalactosyldiacylglycerol synthase activity. The record is from RefSeq and is a predicted model, not a curated record. Bases 848 to 2233 code for a protein of 461 amino acids. Gene Ontology annotation, cellular component: chloroplast outer membrane. Lineage: Eukaryota; Viridiplantae; Streptophyta; Magnoliopsida; Solanales; Solanaceae. The transcript has 5 exons. Gene Ontology annotation, biological process: galactolipid biosynthetic process.